Carya illinoinensis is the source of this 1879-nucleotide messenger RNA. Its product is annotated as purine permease 3-like. The record is from RefSeq and is a predicted model, not a curated record. Gene Ontology annotation, cellular component: membrane. The transcript has 3 exons. Gene Ontology annotation, molecular function: purine nucleoside transmembrane transporter activity. Bases 360 to 1571 code for a protein of 403 amino acids. NCBI's taxonomy places the organism in Eukaryota, Viridiplantae, Streptophyta, Magnoliopsida, Fagales, Juglandaceae.
CAUGUUAAGAAACGAUUGGGUGUUAUGCCUUCUUUCUAAAUGUGGAGGUUCAUGUCCUUCUUUUAUCUUUAUGUGGUUUGAAGCACAUUAUUUCUUGGCUUCAAAAUGUACAUCUUUUUCUUGAGAGAUGGAGAGAGAGAAGCCAAACCCCCCAAGAUUGCGGAAGGAGUGUGGAGCGUUGGGGUUAGAAGGUCACUUUCUUUUCAAUAAAAAAAUGUUGCUUUCUUCGUUUGUUUUUUCAAGUCCUUGGAGAACAAGAAGAAGAAGAAGAAAAUCUCAAGGCAAGCAUAUCCGAGCUUCAACCCAUGGCGACAAACACAGAUGCAUUCGAAACUUUAUAUCCAUGACGAUGACGACAUAUGCAGAUUCUGCAGGCCACGAUGAUGACCACCGGCGUAGAUUCGAUCCUACCAAACGACGACGGCGACAGAUAUGACUCUGAGUCGCACACACUGACCAGUACUGACCCAUACACGAGAAAGAUGGAGGUUGCGAAGGAGGGGCAAUUUUACGGUUCCAUGGAACCCAAAGCUCAAGGUAACCCCUCCAUGAAGAAACUCCUUCUCAUACUCAACUGCAUCCUAUUAUCCAUAGGCAACUGUGGCAGCCCACUGAUAAUACGUCUUUAUUUCAUCCAUGGCGGCAAGCGAGUGUGGCUCGAGAGCUGGCUUUUAACUGGUGGCUUUCCGAUCAUCCUCCUUCCCCUCGCGUUCGUAUACUUCCAACGCCGUGCCACCCAAGGGCCGGGAACUGAGCUCUUCUUCAUGAAGCCACCUCUGUUCCUUGCCGCCGUCUUUAUAGGAAUCUUCACCGGCUUGGACGACUACCUCUAUGCCUACGGAGUGUCACGCCUUCCUGUUUCGACCUCCUCUCUGAUCAUCGCCAGUCAGCUCGCUUUCACGGCGGGCUUCGCUUUCCUUCUGGUGAAGCAGAAGUUCACCUCGUACUCGAUCAACGCGGUGUUUUUGCUGACCUUUGGAGCAGCGGUCUUGGCUUUGCACACGAGUAAUGACCGUCCGGAGGGCGAAUCGAAUAAGGAGUAUCUUGCAGGGUUUUUCAUGACUCUGGGAGCGUCGGCGCUGUAUGGGUUUCUGCUGCCGUUGGUGGAGCUGACGUAUAAGAAAACGAGGCAGGAGAUGACGUAUUCGCUGGUGAUGGAGAUUCAGAUGGUGCUGUCUUUCUUUGCCACUCUUUUUUGCACAGUAGGGAUGCUGAUCAACAAAGACUUCCAGGCAAUACCGAGAGAAGCAAAGGCAUUCGGACUCGGGGAAACGAAGUACUAUGUGGUGAUGUUUUGGAAUGCAAUUAUUUCGCAGGCAUUCUUCUUGGGAGCAAUAGGAGUAAUCUUUUGUUCCUCGUCUUUACUCUCCGGUGUUAUAAUUGCCGUUCUACUCCCUGUGACAGAGAUCCUAGCAGUCAUUUUCUACAAAGAGAAAUUUCAAGCUGAAAAAGGAGUUGCUUUGGCACUCUCGCUUUGGGGAUUUGCUUCAUUCUUUUAUGGAGAGAUGAAACACAGCAAGAAAAAGAAGCAAACUCCAGAAGAAGAGAUGUCUCAACUUCCUGGUCCAUGAUUUCCCUCCACUCCCAAAAAACGAAGUUUGUAUCUAUCUUAAUUUUUCCUGUUGGGGGACAUUUAAUAUUAAAGUUUGAAUAUAAGCAAGGUUGUGGCCUGCUUAUUCAAAUCUCAUAAUUUCAUUUGCGAAAGCUGUAUAUAUAUUUGGCUUUCAUGCAGAAACCUUAAGAAGGCGACGUUCAAUAUGUCCUGUAUGUUUAUGUUUAUCUCUUCAGAAUAUAAGAAUAGUAGUCAAUGUACAUCGCAUAAGAAAUAUAAUUUAGUUUUUCAUAUUGCAUCCCUGUUCAAAUAGAUGAGUCUAAUUAA